Ixodes scapularis (black-legged tick) is the source of this 1971-nucleotide messenger RNA. RefSeq lists its product as uncharacterized. The transcript is spliced from 5 exons. The coding region runs from base 283 to 933 and encodes 216 amino acids. The record is from RefSeq and is a predicted model, not a curated record. Lineage: Eukaryota; Metazoa; Arthropoda; Arachnida; Ixodida; Ixodidae.
AGCUUUCAGGUUUUAUUUCGUCGAGAGCUUCAGCGUUCGCUGGUGCUUCGGGACUUGCGCUGGUUCGGUCGUCGUGAGCGCUGCAGUGUUUUGUAAUCAGACCUGACGUUCUGCUUCACGCCUGCCAUCAAGCCUCGCUGUGGUUUUUGACUUUCUUGGAGUUCGCCGGCACCUAAGACGCAUGCUUUGCAACUGAAGGUCGCCUCGCCGGAGCUCCUGGAACCUUGCUUCGAAGCUAACUCGCACCAACAAAACACUCCAGGACACCAGAUAUUCCUCAGCAUGGGACUGAAGAAGCUGAUCAAGUGGGCCCUCCUCUGCCGUCACAAGAAGAUGCACUCUCAGAAGUCGCAGCUCCACUUCGUCAGCGGCAAGAUGUACAGUGGAGGCAACCGGGAAACCCGCCGUCUCCUCGUGCUCUUGGAAGACCUGCGGCAGCUUUACGCCGCCUCGUGGGGCAAGGUGAUGGCGAGCCUGGAGAACUGCUUCGACGCGAUGCAGAGCAAGGAGCCCGUUCGCGUGCAGUCCAUCUGCUCCGUCGUGCUGCUCUGGGUCCAGCUGGGGGAGACCAUAGCCCAGGACUUUGACCCGGCCAUCUGGAAGAGCCCCACGCUGCGGAACAUCAACGACCUCAACGACUCCCUGCUCAGGAUCUGGAAGGUGGCCAUGGAUAGGACGUCCGAGCUUGUCUACAAGAUCAUCCCUCAGACGAGUCCCGACGUUGCCGUGGUCCUGGAGAAAGAAUACCAGUCCUGUCGUCAGGAGACGUGGACGCUGUUCCAGGUGACGCCUGAGACCCUGGAGGACUACGUAGACGCUCUCAAGAUCUACACCAGCAACACGUCCUUGUGGCAUCUGGACGAACGAAAGUUCCUCAACACGGACGCCACGCUGGUCAAGUCCCUCAGCCAGCUGAAUCUGGCCGUUUCUUAGCGUCGGCUCGUUGCCCGCCAUCUUUAUCUGUGUUUGCCAUGGUGCAUCUUGAAUCCGUGACCUCCAUGGUUCGUCAUGGACGUGCUUGUUUCUGUGUGCACAGCUGUGCACACAGCUGUGUGCGUAGCAUGGAACACCUUCGAGACCUCAUGUGCCUCUGGACGAGUGACUUGAGAUGAGACGUCCUCUUUCUCCUCCUUUUUUUUUUUUUUUUUUUUUUUUUUUGCAAAGGAGUGUGCAGAGCUUGGAGAACCUUUGAGACCUCGUGUGGCUCUGGAGAGCUGGACGAUUCCACUUUAGAUUAUGCUGCUUUUAAGGCUCCAAGUUGACUCCGUACAAACCAGAGUAUGGACGUUCAUCGUUGUGGCAAGUGAGGCGACUGGGCAAGAUUAUGCAAGGUGUCCUCGCUCUCUUUUGUGGUGAUUUGCUCGCGUCUGUAUGACAAUGACAGGUUCGUGUGUUAAUUUCGGAAAGAACAAAACCUUCAACACGCUGUGAGUUCAGAAACUUGGCGACCGUGCUUUCAGACACGCGUUUUUUUUUUCCUUUUAGUUUGUAAACUGCUUUUGGUUUUUCGAACGGCGUUUUAGAUGCAUUAACAUCUGCAACGUGAUGUUGUUUGGAAUAGCUAAAACUAAGGGCUAAAAGAUGUAAUUUUAGCGACCUAUCUUUAUUGGAGUCAAAUUUUUUAGGACAAAUUUUAUAAAUUAAUGUGAUAUUCCUUUCACCAGGGAGAUAUAAACAUGUUCGACAUCUCUGAAUAAUCCAAUACAGCCCUGGUCAUAUGGCGUGACAUAGUUUUACAUUUGCCUAGAUAGACUAGUUAUCUACUUUUUUUUAAAGCGCCUCGGAAUUAAAUCGAGUGGGUUUUGUUGUUUUAUAAUGUAAAAAGAUACAUCAGACACGGCGUCGAUGCCUAGACUAUAAUAAGUAAAGAAAAAAAGACUUCUGACAAGACUACAUUACCAUGUUUGCAGUUUCGCGUAGUGUAUAUAAUGUUCAAUAAAGUAGGAAGCGAGCGCAUGCUUGCAUGUGAAA